Molecule: messenger RNA, 903 nt
Organism: Triticum turgidum subsp. durum (durum wheat)
Lineage: Eukaryota; Viridiplantae; Streptophyta; Magnoliopsida; Poales; Poaceae
Source: the annotation of a GenBank genome assembly
AUGGCAGGGUUCUUCAGCACCUGUGCUGCUUCUGAUCACUAUUGUUUGCAGCUCAGAUCUGGAUCAGCUCACCAUGAACUGAUUAGACCAAACAAGUACAGAAGGACCAUGAUCAGGUGCUGCAGCACAGCAAAGGGGAAGACAAGAAGGGACUACUACCAGGUUCUUGGAGUAGCAACUCAUUCCACACCUCAGGAGAUCAAGGAAGCUUACAGGAAACUCCAGAAGCAACACCAUCCUGAUAUUGCUGGCGACAAGGGCCAUGACCAUGCGCUGUUGCUGAAUGAGGCGUAUGAGGUGUUGAUGAGGAGUUCAUCCAGGAAAGCUGAUGGAUUUGGCAAGAGCAGAGGCGGCUUUGGGAGCGGUUACACCGGGGACGGGUACAGUUCUUGGAAUGGGCCUAUCAGGAGCCAGGCUCUCUUCGUGGAUGAGAACAAAUGCAUAGGAUGUAGGGAGUGUGUUCACCAUGCUGGGGAGACAUUUGCCAUGGACGAUGUUCUUGGAAGCGCGCACGUCGAAGUCCAGUUUGGCGACGUGGAGCAGCAGAUCCAGGUGGCUGUGGAGUCUUGCCCUGUGAACUGCAUCCACUGGGUUGGGAGCGAAGAGCUCCCGGUGCUGGAGUUCAUGGCACGUCCACAGCCCAAGGAAGGGCACGGCGUGUUCGGCGGCGGGUGGGAGAGGCCUAAGGACGUGUUCGCGGCGGCCAGGAACUUCUCCAGGAAACUCGAGAAGCAGGAGCGGCAGGAAAGUUCCAGGGGCGCAAACGGGGGUGAAGAUAUGGAGGCUGAAACGGCAGCUCAGGCCGAAGCGAGACGCCACGCGGGGCAGGAGCUCCGGUGGAAGAGUUUGUUCGAUGUUUGGAAUGGGUUGGGAGACUGGAGGAAAUCUGGAACAGACAGGUAG